AUAACGAGAAGACAUAAGGCACUAGGCAGUAGGCGCAGUACUCUUAGCAGUCUGCAGCGCUACUAAGUAUAGUUGAAACCUAGGUAUCGUCGCGGAGGAUUGGCAUCACUGAAAGAAGAGCGCUGCUGCUGCGGGCUGCGCUGUUACUGUUUACUGUUAGGGGGAAAAAAGGAGAGAAAUAAAUAUGGCGUAGAGCGAUUGUUACACAUGCGUCAGUGCUCCUCUCUCGGUAAGAUCCUUUUCGGCUAAUAAACUACAUCGGCUCCGCCUCGGUGUGCGCUACAGCUCUCGUGUGUGCACUGUGCAGUCCUUCUAACGCUUUUAUUCCGGCAGCGGCUGGCUCUAAUAUGUGACACCUGAGCUCCGCACCUGCAGUGUACCGUGCACCAAAGCAAUCAACGGGCUCGUCGUCGUCGUCGUCUACCUAUUCUAGACAUCAUCCUCGACGCCGUGAGUUCAGGGAAAAGAGCACGCGACAUAAAAUGGUUGAAGUAAAAUAUGUUUAUUUCACAUCUCAAUCUAACCAUUCAGGUAUUUUGGAGAGAACUGCACCUGCAAAGUAUGUUAAAACGGCAAAAGUACUGAGUGACGUAAUAAUACAAAGAAUUGAAAAUACAGGUUGUAAAUAUAAAGACAUUUGUAUAUUGAAAUUAAAACUUCCUAAUGAUAAAGAACAAGAUAUAACUGCAAGCAUGUUCAGUCCUGCCAAUCUUGAAAAUGUUCUUGAAGAGGUAAUACGUACUUUACCUCCAGAAGAUGAAACACCUUCACUGCAGUUAUCAAUGGAAUGGUACAAAGAACAUAGAGGAGUAAGAGUACCUAAGAAUGUUUCUAGACCUGUAAAACCUGCAACGAAGUAUAAGUCUUGCACUGAAAGUUAUGAUAAUAGUUCAAAGAUUUUAUGCAAUGAUACCGAAACUUUAAAACCUAAUUAUGUGGGUUUAGUGAAUCAAGCAAUGACAUGCUAUCUCAAUAGUCUUCUACAAGCAUUGUACAUGACUCCUGAAUUUAGAAAUGCUUUGUAUAAUUGGGAGUACAAAAGUUCAGAAAAGAACACAACUAAUAGCAGCACAACUAGCAAUAGUAUUCCAUAUCAGCUACAAAAAUUGUUUCUCAAUCUGCAGACAUCACAAAAAACUGCUGUUGAAACGACUUCGUUAACUAAAAGUUUUGGUUGGAAUUCAAAUGACGCAUGGCACCAACAUGACAUUCAAGAAUUGUGCAGAGUGAUGUUUGAUGCACUGGAGCUUACAUUUACAAAUACAGCUCAGGCUGAUCUUAUUAACAGACUUUAUGAAGGUAAAAUAAAUGAUUAUGUAAAGUGCCUAACAUGUAACACAGAAAAGUUUAGAGAAGAUACUUUCCUUGAUAUUCCGUUACCUGUAAGACCUUUUGAUACUAAUGUAGCAUAUGGUAGUGUGGAAGAAGCAUUGGAAGCAUUUGUAAAGUACGAAACUCUAGAAGGAAAUAAUCAAUAUUUUUGUGAAAAAUGUGACAAAAAGUCGAACGCUCAUAAAGGACUGAAAUUCACCAAAUUUCCAUACAUUUUAACAUUACAGUUAAAACGAUUUGAUUUUGAUCAAAAUACAUAUCACAGAAUAAAAUUAAAUGAUAAAGUAACAUUUCCUGAUGUCUUGAAUUUGAACACCUUUAUUGAAUCAUCAUCAAAUAAGGAAUCCCCUUUGAAUGAAGAAGAUGCUGGCAUGAGUGUAAAAUGUGAUGAUAGUAUUACUACAGACAGCAGUACUAUGGACGAGACAGAGUAUGCUUCAAGUGAUAUAAUUCUGUCAAAUAGUAAUCACUUGAGUAAUCCCGAUCAAGAUGAUGAUGAAGGCAUUGAUGUAAGCAAUGGUAUGUCGUCUUCGUCAUCUAGUAUGCACAAUAACAACGCCGAAAAAAUACGUGAGGAUUAUGCAGAAGCAAAAGGACCGUACAUUUAUGAGCUUUUUUCCAUUAUGAUCCACAGUGGCAGUGCAAGUGGUGGUCACUACUAUGCUUAUAUAAAAGACUUCCGAACUGACAAAUGGCUGUGUUUUAAUGAUCAGAUUGUUACACCUAUAACUCAGGACGAAAUUCAAAAAACAUAUGGAGGUGGUAAUAGGCCAGGAUAUUUUAGUGGAGCAUAUAGAAGUAGUACAAAUGCAUAUAUGCUAAUGUACAGACAAAUAGAUCCAAAACGUAAUGCUUUACCUAUGCAAGCCGACGAUUUUCCUCCUCAUAUUAAGGAACUUCUAGAAAAGAUGAAAAAAAGUGAGGAAGAACGAAAUUGUUAUAUUGAUGAACCAAGUUUUGUGGAUAGACGUUAUAACAGGCCUAUUUACUAUCGACAUCCAGCAACCGGUGAAGUCAAAGAAGUUUUUGUUUCAUUUAGAAUGAGUAUGACACUGCGUCAGAUUGCGGAAGCGACUUACAAAGAGGCUAAUCUUGACAGUCUUGUUGAUUUUGAGCAAUGCCGCAUAGUCAACUAUUUACCUCGUUACGAUUUAAUUGAAUGCUCUUAUGAAGAUUGUGAUCACACGAAACUCGAAGAUUUGUUUGACUAUACCAGAAUGAACCUGCUACUUGAUAUACGUCCAAAGUCUGAACAAUUUGAAUCUUACCUUCCUAUGCCAAUCAUUACAAAGGUUUACGUGAUUGACGCUUUGGACACAAAUAUUGUUGACGGACCAAAAUACAUACGUGCUAAUCAAAAACAAACCAUUCAGGAAUUCAAACAGGAACUUAAGAAACACUUUAACUUAGAUCCAAAUACUGUGCAACUACUUUGUCAAGAAAUACAGCAAAAUAAAUUGCUGGAUGAUGAUUUGGUGCUUGAAUCAAAAUAUUCAGGGCAUCUUUUUAAGAUUGGCGCUACUGAUUCUUAUGAACAUGAGAUGCUGAUGAAUCUUGAAGAAUCAGUGUUCUUUAAAAUGUGUGAAUACUUGGAUGAUAUUGUGACUUUUUAUGUAGAUACAAGCAAAGUCACCAAAGAACAACUAGUAAAACAAGGUAUACCAACUCUUGACGAAUAUUAUAAAGAAGAAAAAACACAAGAAAACACUAAUAGUCUAUUUAAUUGUGUUACGGAUGAAAUAUCAAAAUUUAAUAUUUCAUCUUCAUAUAACAACUCUGCCAAAAAUCAUUCACAAAUCGCUCCAAAUUCUGACAUGACAGAUGUUUACGAAAUGAUUUUGCAAAAUAAAGGAGCUAUUGAUAAGGAAGAAUGCAAAGUUCAAGAAACAAGUAAUAGUGAGGAUAGCAGUUUGAGUGAUAGUGAUAGAACGUUAGUAGGGGAUGUACCCGAAGAAUCUGAAUUAGAUUGUGAAUCGGCUCUUAAUCCGGCAGAUAGAUUUACAGGAAGUCACUUUUAUCCGAAUUCACUAAUAAAUCAGAAUAAUGAGAGUGAACUUGUAAAAUAUUUUAAGAUUUCAACUGUAAAAAAUCAAAAGUUAUUGAAAAUAUCAGUGGAUUACAGGAUUAAAGAAGAUGAAUUAAAAGAGAAACUAGAAUCAAGUUUAAAUAUUCCCAAGGAUUAUUUUAAAUUAACAGAAUUCGUAGCGGAAGAUGCAUGCUCAUAUAGCUCGUCUCGGAAUAAACUGGUAUUAAAAGAAGACCAAAAGUAUUCGAUUUGUUUAGGACGAAUAUGCAAUUCCAACGAAUUAAAACUGGAUGUAUAUAGGUUAGACAUGCAAAGCAUGUUGCCAUUAGCGAGAUUGUCAACUCUGUAUGUCAACAAAACUACGACCGUUGGAAAUGUUAAGAAACAAAUACGAGCUGAGUUGAAAAGAAAAAAUAUUUUAGAUUUGCAAGAUGGAAAGUGGCUGUUUGUAGACUACAAUGAGGAAAUAUUGGGCGAUGUCUGGAGUAAUGACGAAAAUCGCUUACAUUCUACAGAUGGAAUCUGCUUAUGCCCUAGCGAUUCGCCGAUCUGCGUCAAAAAAUGGAAUCGUAAGGAUAUGCAAUUAGAAAAUCCGGAACCAAUUUCUGUUACUGGUGACAAUAUAAACAUAAAACUGAAAGAAACUAUAUCAUCCAUGUCGAAAAUCCCACUUGAGUGCCUGGAAUUAUGUCCAAUGGUUGUUGGGAAACAGUCUGCUUUAGAUAAAAUAGAGACGUUUAAAUGGAUAUCAGAUAUAAAUAACGAUGAAAUAGAUUGCAAAACCUACAUACUGUACAGAGAUUCGAGAGAGACGCCAAAAAUACUCACGGAGGAAGAAAAGAACAAUAUGCGGCGGAAUGCAAUAAGUCGGCAGGAUCGCUACAACUUGCCGCCAACUCCGAUGACCUCCAGUCCACGAAGGGAAAAAGCGCUUAAAAUACACGUGGAUCCGUCAUGAUCCGGGAAAGCUCGAGUUCACACUGAGGAAUGCUCUCAGCAUUAAGUUAGUUAAUUAUUUGUUUCUUAAAAAAAGGAGAAGUUAGGUAUUGUUUACUGUUCAGCCAAAAAAGAAGAAUAAAAACAGGUGUGUGCAAAGCACCACCCGUCCAAGCAACUUGUCCGAUGAUAAGCCGUUAUUUUGUCAACGAAAUCGUCAAAGAUUUAAAAUAAAAAACCCUUUUAAUGCCAUAUAGAAUAUAAUAUCAUCGUGCAAUCGCUUACAAAAGGUAGUCACAUGAACAAUGCCUAGGAUUACAAGAAAAAAGUCAGGGUAACCGAUUUUUUUUUUUUUUUUAAGUAAAAGAUAAUUCAUGUUUUUUAUUUCAAACUAUUAUUCAGUUUUUAUAUCUGAGGCAUAAAAAAUUGUUCUUCUGAUUAGCGUUUAAUAUUUGUUAAAUUAAAGUAACAUCUAAUAUUUAUAUUUUAUUCUCAUUUUAACGUUUUCUUUUGCAAAAACUGUUUCGAGUGGCUUCCAGAAUUAUGUGUGUCUAGCUUAUUUACCAUAUACUUUUUAUGGAAAUUUAUAAGCUUUGAUAAAUUAAAUCAGUUUUUAUUUACUUUAUUCUUCCUCCCACCGAAUGUAAUUGAUAGGAUAAAAUUUUGUUGCUCAUAACGAAUAAAGAUUCUAUGUGUAAAUAUAUAUAAAAUGAAAGAGACACUUUAUAUAUUCGCACAAUUGUAAAUGGAAAAUCAUUGAAUUUUAGUAAUUAAGAGUUUCUAAAAUAAGCAUCUUCAAUUGCGAGCGGGAAUUCAAAGUAUUCCUUGUGUGACUAAAAGGCCACUAAAUUUAUAUUUUUGAACAGGAGAAUAUCUACUUUUUUCAUUAUAACUACAGAAUUUGUUUGCAUUUAUCAAAAGCUUGGCGUGGCAUUUGUUUAAUAUUCCAAGUUUCUUAAAUAAAAAUGAUUUGGUAUUGAAAGGGUUGUAUGUAAAAUUGCUUCCUAAUGUUUUUUAAACAUUGAUAAGUGGUAUCAAGUAGAAUUCGCAAUAUCUUUUAAUUGUUAACAUAGGUUUAAUGUGUAUUUAUUGCUUUUUUGUUAUAAUAAUACGCAAUAAUUCAAGUUCAGACAUUAUUCAAAAGUUGAUAUCUUUUAACUUGUACGAAAUCGUAAUUUAAAUGUAUAUCUGCAUGAUUUAAUAUUAAAUAUUGAUUCAAUAUUUAAGAGAAAAACAAUCAUUGUGUUUUCUGAACAGGUCUUUUAUACGCAUGCUCUUUUUGAUUAAUCAAUUUUAGAUUUUAUUCUCCUCAACAUUUGCAAAUGCGUCAUCGAUAAAUAAGGCAGAAUAAAAGAAUAUUUGAUUAUUUCUUUUGCAUUCAAUAUGAAAUUGAGUCACUUUUACAAUUUAAAUUACAGAAUACGCUUAAUAUAAUUCGAAAAACUGUAUUACAAAUUCUUCUUCAACAUUGACGGUCAAACAUGUUUAUGUAUCAUACACUGUAGUUAUGAAACAAAUUAUAUUUAUAAAUAUUAACAAAAAAAUGUCUUAAUUUUUUUUUAUUUUCUAUAGAAACGGAUAUUUAUUAAAACCUUUAUCAACAUCUUAAUUAAUAAAAAUAAUAAAUUAAUGAAAAAUAAUAAAUUACGUUGCUUGGAGCAAACGAUGCGUUGCACUCGAGCCAGACACAAAUGUAUAUUGAGCCACAACAAAUAUGAAUGAACUAUAUGACAUAAGAAUAUCGUUUAAGAUAACGUAUGUAUCAAUGCUGCUCAUGUGUACAUAGAAAAACAUUUUAUUUAAAUUAGACAUUUAUAAUAUACGGUAUACGAGUAUAUAAAAAAGAACAAAUGACAUUUUUUUAAAUUAUAGUUGAUAAAUAUUACAAGUAUUUUUUAUAAAUAGGCUUGCCAGCCUUGAAAGAGUUUGCACAAAUUUGUCGGAUCUCGUGCUUGUUGGAUGAGCCUCUCCACUUGCCCUGCAAUGCUUGAGGUAACUCCUUCUUCAAUUCCUUGGAGUUUUUGUUGCACUCUUAAGAGAGCCCUUUCAGCUAGUUUAUUCGUUUCCGUGGUGCCUACUAAAAUGCAAAUUUAUUAAUAAAUAGUAUCAUGAUACUUCGUUCGCCUAA
This is a messenger RNA of Nasonia vitripennis (jewel wasp), 6422 nucleotides long. It is a transcript of the gene Usp47, whose product is annotated as ubiquitin carboxyl-terminal hydrolase 47. The transcript is spliced from 17 exons. The record is from RefSeq and is a predicted model, not a curated record. NCBI's taxonomy places the organism in Eukaryota, Metazoa, Arthropoda, Insecta, Hymenoptera, Pteromalidae. Bases 483 to 4316 code for a protein of 1277 amino acids. Gene Ontology annotation, biological process: protein deubiquitination. Gene Ontology annotation, molecular function: cysteine-type endopeptidase activity; cysteine-type deubiquitinase activity. Gene Ontology annotation, cellular component: nucleus; cytosol.